Molecule: messenger RNA, 2040 nt
Organism: Helianthus annuus (common sunflower)
Lineage: Eukaryota; Viridiplantae; Streptophyta; Magnoliopsida; Asterales; Asteraceae
Exons: 14
Coding region: 294-1712 (472 amino acids)
Source: RefSeq, a predicted model, not a curated record
AAGAUAAUAAUUGGAAGAAAUAAUAAUAAUAAUAAAUAAUAUAUUAUGCCAAACAAAGUUUUGUUUCUAGUAAAGAUUUAAUUUUUUAUAUCACAUUCCGUUUUGUUUAAUUUCUGGUUUUCCGAUCAUUCCAUUCAUUCAAAGAAGAAGAAGAAGAAGACUCAUCUCCAUUAAUUAAUUGUACCACAACCACCACCACCACCACCCACUUCUUCAUCAUCAUAAACAAACUCAACCCUAAUUCUUCAAUUCAAUUCAAUUCGUACCUUCUUUUUCACUAUCAAGGGUUGCGUAUGAUAGUACGGAAAGAUAUGAGCUGGCGCAGAGUAGCAAAUUCGUUACAGGCGUUUUCUGCUCACACUGCACUCUUCUGCUUCACGCUCUUGCUUGUUCUUAAGCUCGAUCACUUUGUUUUCUUCUCCUGGUGGGUCAUUUUCUUCCCUCUUUUCCUGUUUCAUGCUGUUGUUGCGCGAGGAAGAUUCUCGUUACCCGCUCCAUCAGUUCCCCAUGGCCGUGAGUGGGCACCAUGCCAUUCAGUUGUUGCCACACCUUUGCUUAUUGCAUUUGAACUACUUCUUUGUAUCUUUCUAGAGAAUAGCUAUGUUUCUAAGCCUCCACCUGUAAGCUUGCAAAUUGUCUUCCUUCCUCUGUUGGCAUUUGAAGUAGCCAUUCUUGUUGACAAUUUCAGAAUGUGCAAGGCUUUAUUACCAGGAGAUGAUGAAAGCGUGAGUGAUGAUGCAAUAUGGGAGACACUUCCUCAUUUCUGGGUUGCUAUCUCCAUGGUUUUCUUCAUUGCUGCUACCGUAUUCACUCUUCUAAAAUUAACUGGUUUUGUAGAUGCUUUAGGUUGGUGGGAUUUGCUCAUAAAUUUCGGCAUCGCAGAAUGCUUUUCCUUUCUAGUUUGUACAAAGUGGUCUAAUCCCGUGAUUCACCGAAAUUUACAAACAUCUGAAGCCAGUUCAUCAUCUACAGCUAUUAGAUAUCUUGACUGGAAUAGCGGAUUAUUGGUUUCGUCAGACGAUGCAUCCGAGGAUACCAUGUGUAGUUUGCAAGACAUCGGUGGUCACAUAAUGAAAAUUCCCAUUAUUGUAUUCCAAAUCCUUCUGUGCAUGCGGUUAGAGGGAAAACCUUCAGCUGCUCAAUCUAUCCCUCUUCCGGUUAUAUUUUCUCCGUUAUUUAUAUUGCAAGGAGUGGGAGUUCUACUUUCGGGAUCAAGAUUGGUGGAAAAAAUUAUUGUUAUACUACGUGCUGGAACUGGCACCGGAAGAUAUUUCACGUAUUCGGCUUGGGCCCGCGACUUUUUUGGGUUUUUGCACCGUGGCUCCAGGCUGCUUGGUUGGUGGUCAAUUGAUGAAGGAAGUCGAGAAGAACAGGCAAGACUUUACCAUGAUGUCGGUUCAGGUUAUAAUACUUUUUGUGGUUAUCCACCUGAAAUAGUAAAGAAAAUGCCUAAGAAGGAUCUUGCUGAGGAGGUUUGGAGACUUCAAGCAGCCCUUGGUGAGCAGACAGAAAUCACAAAGUUUAGCCAACAGGAGUAUGAAAGACUUCAAAAUGAAAAAAUCUUGUGUAGAGUUUGCUUUGAAGGAGAGAUAAGCACCGUACUCCUCCCCUGUAGGCAUCGCGUUCUCUGCAGUAACUGCUGUGAAAAGUGUAAGAAAUGCCCUAUAUGUCGUGUUAGCAUCGAGGAACGAUUACCUGUAUAUGAUGUAUAGCCUGAAGUCUAGCUUGAAGCCCGUGACAAUCUGUGCGGUACAUGACAACACAUGACGGAAACAAUAGUCUGGCUCGAGCGAAAAACAUUAAAGAUACAAAAAAAGGUUGCAGUUUCUUGUUAACUUAUGAAACACUGUUCAGUUGAUUUUUGGUUUGCUUUUUGGUUGGUAGGAUGUAAAUAUAUGGAAUACUACAUCUGACUGCUCAUUUUAAGAAGUUGGUCAUGGUUGUAUAUGUCAAAGUCUGCUGAUCUUGGUUUGACUGGAGUGAAUAUCGAGUACAAUCAAUGUUGACUUGGUACAACAAUUUAAUCAAAUUUGCUGUAAA